Molecule: messenger RNA, 864 nt
Organism: Angiostrongylus costaricensis
Lineage: Eukaryota; Metazoa; Nematoda; Chromadorea; Rhabditida; Metastrongylidae
Source: the annotation of a GenBank genome assembly
AUGUGGUGUAAUUUAUGUAAUACUCCGUUUUUUGAACAUAUCAUUGCUCUAAAACGUCUUUUGAAAAAGCUGGUAACUGGAAGUGGAUGUGGAAAAUCCGAUAGAGUGUUAUUUCAACGUGCAGCCGCAUUGGAUGCACGGAGUCGAACGUUGCCUUCAGCGCUUCGUUGUUCGCAAAAGAGCGUGGGUACGAAGCGCGUUCGUUUCGCUGAUGCUCUUGGAUUGAAUCUGGAAAUUCGCCAGUACUUCACGGAGAAAGAGUCGCAUUCGUUAUUCAGGUUCUCCAACAAACUUCCAUCUCCAACACCUGAGCAUCGCUUGGUAUUGUCGAACUUCACCUACCAUUCUGAAUCCGAGUAUAAUCAGCGUGCUUGUGACGAGAAAGUCUGUCUAGCGAAACUAUGCGCGCACAAUCGUUCUAUAAUCGGGCAAGUCAAUGUUGCAAACAUCUCUUUCACUAAAGAGGUAGUCAUUCGCUAUACAACUACUAACUGGGCGGUGUUCGACGAAGUGACAGCGUCUUACGGUCAUAGUGUCUUCGGCGCCGAUAAUGUUGACGCCUUCCUCUUUUUAAUAACGCUUCCCUCAAAUAUGAAGGAUGGACAAUGCCAAUUUUGUGUGCGUUUCACUGUGAACGGUUGUGAAUUUUGGGACAAUAAUCGGGGAGCCAAUUACCGAGUGGAUAUGAAGCCCAAGAUGUCCUUCCCAGCAGUGCAGCAUGAUACGAGUGAAGCUGUCUUGUCAACUCUCAAGACUAACUCCGUCUUCACUCCACGCCGUCUACGGCGUUGGCGACGAGCCCAGGAGGAGUCCGACGACGAAAGUUCGCAUAUUUAUAUUCCUUAUCAUAGAACUCCACAGUAG